GAAGUCAUUGCAGCUCACAGGUGCUGCAAUAAGAACAAGAUUGAGGAGCGCUCCCAGACGGUGAAAUGCUCCUGCUUCCCAGGGCAGGUGGCAGGGACGACGAGGGCAGCUCCCUCCUGCGUGGAUG
Pelecanus crispus (Dalmatian pelican) is the source of this 127-nucleotide messenger RNA. The record is from RefSeq and is a predicted model, not a curated record. NCBI's taxonomy places the organism in Eukaryota, Metazoa, Chordata, Aves, Pelecaniformes, Pelecanidae.